Messenger RNA from Necator americanus (New World hookworm), 8238 nucleotides. RefSeq lists its product as uncharacterized. The transcript is spliced from 49 exons. Gene Ontology annotation, biological process: fatty acid biosynthetic process. Gene Ontology annotation, molecular function: oxidoreductase activity; 3-oxoacyl-[acyl-carrier-protein] synthase activity; phosphopantetheine binding. Lineage: Eukaryota; Metazoa; Nematoda; Chromadorea; Rhabditida; Ancylostomatidae. The record is from RefSeq and is a predicted model, not a curated record. The coding region runs from base 1 to 8238 and encodes 2745 amino acids.
AUGUCAUCGCUUCUUAGUCGCCCGCUUGUUUCUGGUCACGAUCUGUGGGUUGCACAAGCUUGUGACCGGCCAUCCUUGAUCUAUCGACUUCAUUACACUGUGGAAAGUGACGGUUCUCGACGGGAUUGCGAUCAAGUGUCGAUAAGCAUUAUGGAGAAGGGCAGUGCGCAUUCUUCCGACAUGUCUGCUGGCUGGGAACGCGUCUCGGAUAAUUCGCAGUCCGGUGAGAGCAUGUCUUCGAACGACCAACCCUGGUGGAAAGAACAGGAAGAAAUAGUUAUUUCUGGUGUAUCCGGACGCUUCCCACGAUGCGAAAACGUGAAUGAGUUUGGAGAUCUGUUGCUUCAAGGUGAAGAUCUCAUCACGGAAGACGAUCUCAGGUGGCCCCCUGGCUUCUAUGAUCUCCCAAAACGACAUGGCAAACUCAAGGAUCUCAAAAAGUUCGAUGCCCAGUUCUUCUCUGUGACUCCCAAGCAAGCAAACUUUAUGGAUCCUCAAGUCCGCAUUCUUCUUGAAGUCGCUUGGGAGGCUAUGGUCGAUGCCGGUAUUAACCCGGUUGACCUCCGCGGCUCUCGCACUGGAGUGUUCGUAGGUUGUUCCGCUUCGGAAACCUCCGGUGCUCUCACACAAGAUCCGGAAACAGUCACCGGUUACACGCUGACUGGAUGCGUGCGGUCAAUGUUUUCGAACCGUAUUUCGUACACGUUCGAUCUACAGGGACCGUCAUUCUCAGUUGACACAGCUUGUUCCAGUUCUUUGCUGGCUCUUCAGCUAGCUAUUGAUGCUAUACGGCAGAAGCAGUGUGACGCAGCUAUUGUGGCAGGGGCUCACUUGACACUGACUCCAACAGCAGCACUCCAAUUCCUUCGCCUUGGAAUGCUCACAGAAAAAGGCAGUUGCCGUUCAUUCGAUGAUUCUGGCGACGGCUACUGCCGUACGGAAGGAGUAGCCGCCAUCUUUAUUCAACGUAAAUCGAAAGCAAGUCGCAUUUAUGCCACCGUGCUCCACGCAAAAUCAAAUACUGACGGUUACAAGGAGCAAGGUAUCACAUUCCCAUCUGGUGAACGUCAAGCUCAACUAUUAGAAGAAGUAUACAAUGAAGCUGGAGUGGAUCCCAACAGUGUUUACUACGUGGAAACCCACGGGACGGGAACAAAAGUAGGAGAUCCUCAGGAAGCGAACGCUAUAUGUCAAGUUUUCUGUGCGAAUCGCAAACAACCACUUCUUAUUGGAUCUGUCAAAUCCAACAUGGGUCACGCAGAACCAGCAUCUGGUCUCUGUUCUAUCGCAAAAGUCCUCGUCGCUAUAGAACGCAAAAUGAUACCACCUAAUCUUCAUUUCAAUACUCCAAACCAAUAUAUUCCUGGUCUUACUGAUGGUCGAUUGAAAGUAGUUACUGAACCGACACCUCUACCUGGAGGUGUUAUCGGUAUCAAUUCAUUCGGGUUCGGUGGUUCUAACACUCAUGUUAUUCUCAAGGCCGCCGAUCACACUUCUCCUGCACUUAGUGAUGUCCCGUUCACAAAGAUUCUAACAUACUGCGGUCGCACUCAGGAUGCCGUACAACACGUCUUUAGUGCUGUUGAGAAUAACGUCAAUGACGGAUAUCUCCAAGCUCUUCUUGCUAAACAAGCAAAUUUACCGGCAAAAGACACACCAUUUAGAGGAUAUAUGCUCAUCAACAGGGGACGCGAUCAACCACCACUUAAGGAUGUACAGAAGGUGUCAAUCACGGAACCUCGUCCAAUCUACUUCAUCUACUCUGGUAUGGGAUCACAAUGGCCUGGUAUGGCUCAGAACCUCAUGAUGAUCCCUAUAUUCGACGAAUCUCUACGUGCAUCAAGCAAAACUCUAGAAGAAUUCGGACUAGAUGUAUAUGGUAUGCUGUGCAACUCUGAUCCAGCACAAUACCAGAACAAUACUCUGAACUGUAUGCUUGCCAUCACUGCAAUUCAGAUAGCACUAACAGAUUUGCUGUUCUCUCUUGGAGUAACGCCAGACGGUAUUAUCGGUCACUCCACCGGAGAGAUGGGAUGUGGAUACGCCGAUGGAGGCAUCACCCGUGAACAAACGAUGCGCCUUGCUUACCAUCGUGGCACAACCAUGAUGAAACACAAAGAGAUCAAAGGAAGAAUGGCAGCUGUGGGACUCACAUGGGAAGAAGCGCGCGCUCAAUGUCCAGAAGGCGUUGUUCCCGCAUGCCACAAUGGAGCCGAUUCCGUUACCAUCUCAGGGGAUGGUGAGAAGGUGCUAGAAUUCUGUGAGCAGCUGAAGGAGAAAGGAAUCUUUGCCAAGGCUGUGGACUCGUCCGGCAUUCCUUUUCAUUCUCCAAUGAUGGCACGUGUCAAGGAACCUAUGCUUCAAGCGAUGCGUACAGCUGUACCAGAGCCAAAGCCUCGAUCGUCGCGAUGGAUUUCUACAUCCAUUCCUGAGAAGGAUUGGGAAAGUGAGCUAGCGAGCACUUGUUCUGCUGACUACCACGUGAACAAUGCAAUAUCUCCUGUACUGUUCUACGAAGCGCUCCAGAAGAUUCCACCAAGUGCGGUAACUAUCGAGAUGGCUCCCCAUUCUCUGAUGCAAGCCAUCUUACGUCGCUCUCUUCAAAAGACAGUCAGCAACAUAGGUCUUAUGAACAAACCAAAAACAGAGAACGAAGACGAAUUGGAGACAUUCCUUCAGUCUCUCGGCAAGAUCUAUCAAGCAGGCGUUAACAUUCGCGUUGAGGAUUUGUAUCCAGGUGACUGGCCGGUCAUCGACGGACGUCAUAUGGCUGCGGCAGGAGGUGGCGGACUAGCUGUCUCUGCUUCAUACCAUAUCGACCCCUUCGCAGCUGAUUCUAAAGAAUCCUACCUUCUCGAUCACUGCAUUGAUGGUCGUGUAUUGUACCCAUUCACCGGAUACCUGGUGCUAGCAUGGAAGACAUUAGCUAAACUGAAUGGUGUCGACUUCCAGAAAACUGCUGUAAUAUUCGAGAACAUUAAUGUUUAUUCAGCCACGAUUUUAACGAAGCCAAUAAAGCUUGAUUGUGUAGUAACUCCUGGGAACGGGAUGUUUGAAAUCUUAUCCGAAGAACAAGUGGCCGCCUCUGGAAGGAUUUAUAUUCCUGAAGAAAAUCAACCAUUUUAUUACGGCAAGCUUAGCGAUAUUCGCACAUCAGAGACUGCUGACAGAAUCGAACUUGACACAGAGGAUGCUUACAAGGAGUUCCUCUUGCGAGGAUACGAAUAUGGACAAGCAUUCCGUGGGAUCUACAAGACAUGUAAUUCUGGUGAGCGAGGUUACCUGUACUGGACGGGCAACUGGGUGACGUUCCUCGAUUCACUUCUACAAACCGCCUUACUUGCUGAGCGAGCUGACACUCUUCGGCUUCCUACUCGAGUUCGCCACCUUCGCAUUGAUCCGGUGAAGCACCUUGAGCAUCUCAUAGAAAAAGACGGGAUCCAGGUCUUCGAACUACGAAAUGAUCAUGCUACCAAUGGAUGCAUUGCCGGGGGUGUCGAGUGUUGCGACCUUACGGCUCACACCGUUUCUCGUCGUCUGCAGACAUCGGGACAGUUAUAUCAUGAGCGUAUCUUCUUCGUAUCCAACUUCGAUGAUGCAUGUCUGAAAAUGCUUCCAAAAGAUAAGGACUUCCUUACUCAAUACGCCAAUGUGCUGAAAUUCGUCGUUGCUCGUGGUUUGGGCAAAUGGGAUAAACUUGGAGUCUUGAAGAAGAUGACAAACGGUGCUCCACUCAAAGUUGCAAUGAAUACUCUGAAGCCUUAUGGAGAAAAAGAAAUCGCCGAGUCUUCCAUGCGCACAUACCUUGAUGAUAGCAGAUGCCCGAUUCUACAUUCUCUUAAUGAAGUCUUUGCUCUGAGCUACACAGAGAAUAUGAUCGUCUCGGAUUUCGAGGAGCUUGUUGUGAACAAGCUAAAAAGUGUGAGAGCUGUAUUUGACUGCGAUCGUCUGUGGGCAGCAGCGCUACUCGAGGAACGAGUCAUUAAAACUGUCCAGGAUAUCUGUAUCGAGAACUCAGCCGGUCACAAUUCUAAGAUGUGCGCCGUUGAGCUCAACUCAUUCGAACAACUUAAGCAGUGCGUCGAAGCGAACCUGUCUCAUCCUCUUCUUGAGGUGGAGUACCUGUGUGUUGGCCCGAACGUUGACCAAUUAGACGACAACUCCUUGGAGCAGAUUGGUGCUCGAAAAGUUCGUUUGAACAUUGACGAAACCUUCACCGGACACAAUGAUGCUAAAAACAUGGAUUACCUUGUUGUCGACAAAGUUCUGAACAGAAAAGCAGACCCCGUUGCUUAUUUAAGUGCUUGCAAGCACCUACUGCGGGACGAUGGUUUCAUUAUUCUCAUUGAAGUCACUUCUGACUACGAGUUAGCAUGUGUCAUUCAAGGCAUGCUUGGCCAAGAAAUUGCCGUCGCAGAAAAUCGUAAAUUUGGUACAUACUUUACCCACGAGGAACUGUUGAAAUUGUUCACGGAAGCCGGCUACAAACUUUGCAUCUAUCAACGUGAUCCAUCACUUAUGACAACUGCUUAUGUGAUUCGUAAAACGCCCAGUGUACCUCGUGAUCCUGUUUUCAUUGAUGUCGAUGACGUCAAGGAGUUCACUUGGAUAGAGCCUCUGCAAAAAGUUAUUGAAGAACGUCUCAACGAACCUGAUAGCAAAACGAUUUGGCUCACAAAUACCAAGGUUCGAAACAACGGUGUCGUCGGCCUGGCUCUUUGUUUCGUGGAAGAGAAUCUAAAGUCAAAUCGAUUCCGUUCGAUUAUUGACAUGUCUUUGAAUAAGCAACUUCGUGAAGGACCUCCGCAAGUGAAGCUGGAUGACCCGAAAAUCAAGGAGUUAUUAGAUCUUGACUUACAUGCGAACAACUACAGAGACGGUCUUUGGGGUUCGCUACGUCACUUUGUUGUAAAAGAUGAGGACGCACAUACUUUCAAAGAUUGUCAGCAUGCCUUUAUUAAUACACUCACUCGUGGAGAUGUUUCAUCUCUUACAUGGUUUGAGUCACCAAAUCAGUAUUUUGACGCCAUCGAGGGCAAGAAAGGAACACACGAACUUUGUUCCGUGUACUACGCUGCCAUCAACUUUCGCGACGUCAUGCUAGCGUAUGGUCGACUUCCUCCGGAUGCUAUACCUGGAAAUUUUGCUGACCGUGAAUGUCUUCUUGGAAUGGAGUUCUCCGGAAAGUUAAAAGAUGGUACUCGUCUCAUGGGUAUUCUGCCAGCUCAGGCCUUAGCAACAACGGUUGUCGUUGACCGCGAAUAUGCUUGGGAAGUGCCAGAAGCGUGGAGUUUGGCAGAAGCAUCUACCGUACCUGUUGUGUACACAACCGCAUACUACGCACUUGUAUGUCGUGGACGCAUAAGGAAGGGUGAACGAGUGCUGAUCCACGGAGGAGCAGGAGGUGUAGGACAAGCUGCCAUUGCAAUUGCGCUCUCAUAUAACUGUGAAGUUUUUACUACUGUUGGGUCGCGGGACAAGCGGGAUUAUCUGAAAAACAAGUUCCCACAGCUUCAAGAACACCAUUUCGCUAAUUCCCGUUCUGCUGAUUUUGAGCUCCACAUUCGCCAACAUACCAAGGGACGAGGCGUAAACAUUGUUUUGAACUCUCUCGCGCAUGAGAUGCUGCAAGCAUCUCUUCGAUGUUUGGCUCGUCAUGGAAGAUUCCUCGAGAUCGGAAAAGUUGAUCUCGCUCAGAAUUCUUCUCUCGGGAUGUCGAAACUACUCGAUAACGUUUCCAUUCAUGGGAUUCUUUUGGACUCGAUUAUGGAUCCUACUGUUGGAGAUGUAGAUGAGUGGAAAGAAGUUGCUGCACUUCUUGAAGUUGGAAUCAAGAGUGGAGUUGUACAGCCACUUCCAGCUUCCUUAUUCUCUUCCGACAAAGCAGAAGACGCCUUCAGGUUUAUGUCUGCUGGAAGACACAUUGGAAAAGUAGUAAUGGAAAUUCGUCAAGAAGAGGAACAACGUAAUUGCCCACCUUCACCGAUCGCUGUCCGUGCUAUAUGUCGCACCUUAUGCCAUCCUCAGCACGUUUACCUCAUCACUGGUGGUCUCGGUGGAUUCGGAUUGGAAUUAGCCCAAUGGCUCAUCAACCGCGGAGCAAGAAAGCUUGUUCUCACGUCUCGCUCAGGUAUCCGCACAGGAUAUCAAGCGCGAUGUGUUCACUUCUGGAGAAGAACGGGAAUUUCAGUGCUCAUUUCCACACUGAACAUUGCCAAGCGGUCAGACGCGGAUGAACUGGUCCGCCAGUGCUUGUCGAUGGGCCGCUUGGGUGGUGUUUUCCACCUUGCCAUGGUUCUCCGCGAUUGUUUGUUCGAGAAUCAAAACGUGCAAAACUUUAAGGAUGCGGCGGAGGCGAAGUACUAUGGAACUAUCAAUCUUGAUUAUGCAACUCGCACCCUAUGUGGUGAAUCACUGCGAUGGUUUGUUGUGUUCUCGUCCAUCACCUCAGGGCGAGGUAAUGCCGGACAAACAAACUACGGUUGGUCCAACUCCACAAUGGAGCGCAUGAUCGAGCAACGCCGCGAAGACGGUUAUCCGGGAAUUGCUAUUCAAUGGGGAGCCAUAGGAGAUGUUGGAGUUAUCCUUGAAAAUAUGGGAGAUAACAACACUGUCGUCGGUGGAACUCUUCCGCAAAGGAUGCCGUCUUGCCUUGCUUCACUGGAUAUGUUUUUGUCUUGGAACCAUGCCAUCGUUUCAUCUUACAUAAAGGCUGAUAUGGGACAGAAAAAAGCAGCUGGUGGCGGCAACCUCCUUCAGACUAUUGCACAUAUUCUUGGAGUAAAUGACGUUUCUCAAUUGAAUCCUGACGCGAAUCUUGGUGAUCUCGGACUGGACUCAUUGAUGGGUGUUGAAAUCAAACAAGCACUGGAAAGGGACUAUGAUAUUGUUCUUUCGAUGAAGGAUAUUCGUACACUCACCCUCAACAAACUGCAACAACUGGCAGAAAGUGGUGGCGAAGGCUCUACUGCUUUGCAAACGACUGAACUGGAUAUGAAACUGGAAACUGAACGUGACGCCGAGCAAAACACUGUUGAAAUGCUUGAGAAACAAAUGAACCAACUAUUCAAGAUGAGAGUGGACGUUAAUGAUCUCGAUCCUCAAGAAAUAAUUCUUAAAUGUAACAAGGUUGAGGAAGGACCUAUCACGUUUUUCGUACAUUCGAUUGAGGGUAUUGCUACACCUUUGAAACGAGUCAUGACCAAGUGUGCUUUUCCUGUUUACUGCUUCCAAUCCACUAAAGACGUCCCGCAAGAUUCUAUUGAAAGUGUUGCACAAUGCUAUAUCAAAGAGAUGAAGAAGAUCCAACCAGAAGGUCCGUACCGAAUCGUAGGUUACUCGUAUGGAGCAUGUAUCGGAUUUGAAAUGGCAACGAUGUUGCAAGAAUCCGACGGGGCGACAGCUGUCGAACGGCUAAUACUUCUCGACGGAUCUCACUUGUAUAUGCAGACAUAUAGAAAUGUGUACCGAAUGGCAUUCGGUGUCACUGGAGAUACGCUUGUGAACAAUCCACUAUUUGAAUCAGAGAUUAUGUGUGCUAUGACUCUGCGGUUUGCAAAUGUCGACUAUAAGAAAUUCCGUGUUGAACUGCUUCAGCAACCCGGAUUCAAGGCACGGAUACAAAAGGUUGUCGACACUGUGAUGACUACAGGUCUUUUUAAAUCACCAGAAACUAUCGCCUUCGCAUGUGAAGCAAUGCGGUCGAAGUUUUUGAUGGCAGACAAAUAUAAGCCUGAACGUAAGUUCGCCGGACAUAUCACCCUUGUGCGAGCAGAGCAAGGGGCAGCCCGUGAGGAGGACGUUGGCCACGACUACGGUAUCAGCCAGGUGUCCGACGAGUCGAAAGUUUUGCGAUGGUCCCAACUCUGCUACAACGGCUGCCUCUACCGCACCGUUUCGAGCGCAGUUUCUAAAUUCUCACGUACAAAGCUUGCUGAUACAGUAGUAGAGAAGUGCAUAAGAUAUAACCCUAAACGUAAGUUCGUAGAAAGUUACUCUUGUGCGAGUAGAGGUCUUCCAAAUGUUGACUAUAAGAAGUUCCGUGUUGAAUUGCUCCAGCAACUCGGAUUUAAGGCACGUAUACAAACGGUUGUCGACAGUGUGAUGACGACAGAUCCUUUCAAAUCACCAGAAACUUUCGCCUUCGCAUGUGAAGCAAUCAAAGUCUCAAGAUCUAUAGUCUUCUAUCGUGAACGAAAACCGCUAUGGAAUCUGACCUCACCCACCAUAAUCGUUUGA